Haplochromis burtoni (Burton's mouthbrooder) is the source of this 1984-nucleotide messenger RNA. RefSeq names its product transmembrane protein 238-like. Bases 302 to 817 code for a protein of 171 amino acids. Lineage: Eukaryota; Metazoa; Chordata; Actinopteri; Cichliformes; Cichlidae. The transcript is spliced from 2 exons. The record is from RefSeq and is a predicted model, not a curated record.
UGUAGUUUAUUAAUGCUGGCCUCUCAGUUUAUAAAGCCGCUCUCAUAUUCACGUUUAAUGAGUCAUACCUGCACUGUAACGUCCGAAGUCUGGGCCCAGUAAGCUACACCCUUAUAAACGCUCAUCAUAAACGCACAUGAGCGCAGCCGUCAGGUAGCGUCUACAGCCCCUCCUCUCAGGGGCAGCGCACCUGAGCGGACAGGACGCCACGCCUGGCUCACACUGGAGCCGCGCUCAAUGCCGCGGCACAGAGACGACGGGAAAUAAACGCGUCGUGGGGACCGACUUCUCUUUAUGGGACAUGGAGCCGGCCUAUCGGGGUCUGGGUCGCUGUGUGUGCUGCUUCUGGCUCGCGGUGGUGUUUGACAUUGUGGGACUGGCCGUGCUCCUCCUCGGCGUGUUUGUCAACGUGUUUUUCUACGACCUGCUCAUCUACGCGGGCGCCAUCGUCAUCUUCCUCAGCCUCAUCUGGUGGGUGUUCUGGUAUUCUGGGAACAUCGAAGUGCCCCCGUCAGAGCUGGAGGAUGAUGUGGGGUUACUGAAAAAGAACAAGGGCGGACUUGGGGGCAUCAGCGGCGCCGUGAGGCGCCUCUCCAGCCGCGUGUCCACCGGCAUCCGAAACUCGUUCCGCAGGAACAGAGAACCGUCCCAUACGGCCCGCAUGCCCAGGUCAGCCUCGGGGCCACCUGUGUCACCGCCGGAGCGGGUGACCGUAGCCAUGGCAACGAUGGGCAAUACCACACAGACUGCUACCUCCUCAAUAGCAGACUGUGGCGUAGAGAUGCCCCACACCGCUACAGAGACAUCACCUGCAUAAUGACGGGUACAGGUGAGGCCUGGCGUACAGAGACUACAGACAUAGAGCCCUAAGCCAUCUUCAGUGACUCCAGCUACUGCAAAGCCUCUUUAUUCUUUGUUUUGAUGAGAAAGUAUUCAUAAAAAUGUGACGUCUGCAUAGUUUUGUUUUGGGUUGUUGAGUCUAACAUGUCUAAAUAGAUUUCUUUUUAAUCAGUAUGUUCAAAUUGUGGCACCCUGAAUCCAGGUAGUUUGACAUUGGUACAGAUAUUGUAGUUCAGGGGUCCAACCAGUCAAAGGGUCUAAUCCAACCCACUGGAUGGCCCUGCAGACUUUGAAAUUUGAAUGAUGAAGUUUUUAUUAUAAUUCACUCCCAUUCAUGGUGUGAUGAUGUCAGGUUUAGUACACAGAGGUAGAAAAAUGUGUUUAAGUUUCCACGUCUCAUCUUCAAAGUUGUUCAUAUAAAAAAAAAGAUUUCUUUUUUUGUGUCCAUGUUAAUAUAUCUUCUGAUCUGUGAAUAAUAAUAUGACAUCCAUCCAUCCGCUUCCAUUUAUUAAUUUAAGUAUAACAGGAGCUCUCAGAGGCAGUGUACACCCUGGAGAGGUUGUCAGUGCGUCACAGGGCUAACACAAAGAGACACACAACCAUUCAGUUUGACAGCCACAGUCAGUCUAGAGUCACAGUUAACCUAACCCAUGCAUGUGUUUGGACUGUGGGAGGAAGCUGUACAAGCACAGGAGAGAAAGGCCCCAGACUGCAUUUGAACCCAGGACUUUAACUAGUGUUAUGCCCUCUAAUGUGACAUAUUAAAUAUAGAUAUAUUUGAAAAAAGUGGUCAGGUUUAAUUGCAGCAAACAAAAAAACCACAUGGUUGGGCUUACAGGAAGAUCAUAGAUUGGGAUAAUAUAGAUAUUAAUAUGCAGAAUGAAUCACUGAUGAUCUGGAGGCUCUCACUCCUGAACAUCUGAGUAGAAAAUAAAGCCUAUGGAUAGACCAGCCAAUCAAUAUCAAGCAGAAGCAGCUCCUGCUGUAAAUUUGUUUGAAUCAGGCUCUUGGUUCAGGUCACUUAUACGGUGACUCUGAAUACAGACAGUGAUCAUGAUUACUGUACAUAUUAUGAGCUAGGAUUUAGCAGUAGCCAGAAUGUUACACUAGUGGAGUGUUUUUCCUGAACAAAACAGGACUGUGG